This is a messenger RNA of Guillardia theta CCMP2712, 2190 nucleotides long. RefSeq lists its product as hypothetical. The record is from RefSeq and is a predicted model, not a curated record. The coding region runs from base 1 to 2190 and encodes 729 amino acids. Lineage: Eukaryota; Cryptophyceae; Pyrenomonadales; Geminigeraceae. Gene Ontology annotation, molecular function: protein binding. The transcript has a single exon.
AUGCAGGAUGGGAGGGCGGCAAGGGCGCGGGUGCUGCUGCUGCUGCUGCUGCUCAUGGCGGGUGGCGCGCAGAGGAUCCGAGUGACUCCCUCCCAGUCCUUCUUCCCCCUCGAGCAGGUCGAGCGGCUGACCAGCCCUCCUCCCGGCCAAGAGGAUGCGACUCAGUUGGUGGAAGCGCUUCGUUCGAUGGCGGGGGCGUACAUACUGCAUGGCAAGUUCGUGCAGGCAGAGAGAGCGAUCGCUACCUGCCUCCUCCUCAACCCUUCCGAUGCCGACGCCCUUUACCUGCUGGGAUCCAUGCGGUGCCAGGCGUCGCGUCUCGGGGAGGCGCGGGACGCGUUCACGAAAGCCUAUCACUGUCGGGCGAUCCACAACUCGUUUGAGGUGGCGGCAGUGAACAACGAGCUCUGUCCUCUCCUCCCCCUCCUCUUCCCCUCCAACUCGGUGAUGCACGAAACUGCCUACCCGGUCUUCCCCCACUACGCGCACUCGGAGCGACACUACGCCCUCCAGCAUGACGAGGAUCACCCGGCAGCCUUGCAGCCGUCGGGCGAGACGGACGAGGAGACGAUGAUGGAGAUGCUGGCGCAGCAUGCCUGGAACGGGAUGAGCAUCGUGAAGCAGACGUCGGGGGAUGCUGCAUGGAGGGAGUCAGUGGUCUUCAGGAGGCUGGUGGAGGUUGAACGAUGUAGGUUUGCCAAGCACUUCCCUAUAGUCAUCCGCCACGAGGAGCUGGAGAGAGUGUCUGCAGGAGCAGGAGGCGUCUGGUCUGCGUAUGAGGUGGAGCAGGUGUUUGGGCAGAGCUCGAACUCGUUCCUGAGGGCGGUAGUGGAGGCUGGGGAUACAGCGUCCCUGACUUUGUUCCUCCACCAUUGCCUCAACAUCCUGGAGGCGCUACAGACAGCAAACGUGAUCCACCAUAACUUGAACGCUGAAGUCUUCAUCAUCAGGGCCGAAACCCGCGCUCCUGUGCUCGUGGACGCUGAGAUCGCCGCUGCUCCUGGCCUCCCUGCUCCUUCCUCCGCCUCCCUCUCCCAUUCGCGCUUCCUUCACCUGCAUGGGAGGCCGAGCGACUGCUAUACCCUUGGCCGAUCGCUGGAGAGGAUGCUCCAUCGGCUCAACGUGACAGCCUACGACUGCGUGCUUCACAUGCUGCUGCUGUCGCUGGACGCCAACGUCCGCUACCCGCACGUCAGCAGGGUCCCCCAUCCCACCGUCCCAGGUGCCCUCGUCCCUAUCGUUGACGUCUCCAGCAUCCGCACCGUGCUGGACUCUCUUACUCCGCUCAUCUCAGUGGGCAAGGAAGGGAUGUCAGUGCCCAAGCACAAGAGCUGCUCGCUCCCUCCUCACGCGGGAUGGAACCCCUACCAGGAGGAGCUGGCGGCAGACGAGGAUUUCAGGGGAGAGGACCCGGAGGGGCUGGGGCUGGAGAGAGCGGGAGCUCCUCCCUUCGACCGCAACGCGGGGAUGUACGAGCUGGACUCGCUGCUGAUGAACGGCAGUGGACUCCCUGCUCAGAGGUUUGGAGACUUCUUCUACGGGAUGGGAAGCGAGGUCAGCUCGGUGCAGGAGGACGCGCGGGGGCUGUACAGGGAGGCGGUGGCGGGGAGGCUGGCGUUCAAGGCUGUGGCUCAGAGCAACUUGUUUGUGUCCUCCAACGCGAUCUGCUGCUGGGACGAGCAUGAGAGGGGCAGCAGGUACCAGCGGGAGGUGAUCAGGAACGCGAGCCUGUGCUGGAAGGGGCUCGCUAGGUUCUGCCCCUGGUCCCGCGCCCUCGUCGUCCCCUCCAUCGAUGCGCUGGCGCAGGAGCUCGACCUAGAAGAACUCCUCCUCCUCCACCGCGCAUGGGGCGACUGGUUCUACUCGAGGAUCACCCCAGUCUACUGGAAGGUUCUUAGCAACGUUCGGGCCCUGGCUCUGCCGGAGAGGAGACUGAUCCUGGUGUACGCGUCCUCGCACACCUGGAUGAACCAUGGGUCGCAUGCGACGCUCAAGGCGAUGUUCCCGGAGCACGACGAGGAGAAGGUGGAGGUAGUUCACCUGAUCAUGACUGGGGACCAGGAGGUGGAGCGGGCGGGAGACCUUCCGCAGCGUCAGAAGUUCAUCAACGUCGCACACAUCUCAGACACGGCAGCUGCUGAGCUCGUCAACGAGAUGGGUGCUCAUAUCCUCGUCGAUCUCAAUGGGUGA